Molecule: messenger RNA, 2617 nt
Organism: Coregonus clupeaformis (lake whitefish)
Lineage: Eukaryota; Metazoa; Chordata; Actinopteri; Salmoniformes; Salmonidae
Product: zinc transporter 9
Exons: 19
Coding region: 222-1991 (589 amino acids)
Biological process (GO): transmembrane transport; zinc ion transport; positive regulation of transcription by RNA polymerase II
Cellular component (GO): nucleus; membrane
Molecular function (GO): monoatomic cation transmembrane transporter activity
Source: RefSeq, a predicted model, not a curated record
AUUUAACGUAUCAGCUAACCACAUCAUAUUAUAGCAAUCUGUCAGUCGAUGACGUAACACUCGACCAUCGGUUAAUGCGUGCAACGUUUGAGCAGUGGACGCGACCUUGUGUCAGUAGCUAGCAGGUGCACGGAACUCAAAAUGGACUGAGAUAUGCGGAGCAAAUGUAACACAACAAAGCAAGUUCCAGCAUUGCUAUACGAAGCCCCGCAACGGCGAGGAUGUUCCCCCGCCUGGCACAGAGACCAUGGCAAGUUCUCUGCAGGGUCUACCUGCAGCACAGAGCCCCACAUUCACAACGAACACCCAUGGUUGCCCGACCAUGCCACGAUUUCCCUACAGGGUGGCACAAUGUAGGGAUGCACCAUCUGUGGUUCAGCCAUGACUUCCAUGUAGCCUCUCUAGCAACGGGCCAGGUCCAGUACUAUUGUACCUCAGGCAGCAAUAAGGAUGGCCCCUCUCCUCCUACUACAAAAGUACCAGACAGCCCACCUACUGCGGAAAAGGUGCAAGCUGGAGCAGCACAAGCCUCUUCAGACUCCCCAGCAGCUGGAAGUACUUCUGGGUCAACACCACCACAUGGUCUGACAAAAAUGGAGACAAUUCAAGUGAAAGUGCGGGCUGUCCUUAAGAAGAGGGACUAUGGAUCCAAGUACACCCAGAACAACUUUAUCACUGCAGUGAGAGCUAUGAAUGAGUUCUGUCUCAAGCCAAGUGACCUGGUGCAGCUAAGAAAGAUCCGUCGACGCAGCCCCCACGACGACACCGAGGCUUUCACUGUAUUCCUGCGAUCAGACGUGGAAGUCAAAGCUCUAGAUGUGUGGGGUAGUCCUGAAGCCCUUGACAGAGAGCGGAAACUCAGGAAAGUGGAGGAGAGAGAGUACGAAGAGAAUAUUUUCCGGAAUCAGCAGUUGCUAAAGGAGUACAAAGAUUUCUGGGGAAACACUAAGCCCCGAUCAGGCAGCAAGAGGGCGACAUUUUCACAAGGGCCGGGGAAGGUGGUGAUGGUGGCCAUAUGCAUUAAUGGACUGAAUUUCUUCUUCAAGCUCCUGGCUUGGGUGUACACUGGAUCAGCCAGCAUGUUCUCAGAGGCCAUUCACUCUCUGGCUGACACCUGCAACCAGGCUCUUCUUGCAAUCGGCAUCAGCCAGUCUGUCCGGAACCCUGACGCUGUCCACCCGUACGGUUUCUCCAACAUGCGCUACAUCGCCUCGCUCAUCAGCGGCGUGGGUAUCUUCAUGAUGGGGGCGGGUCUCUCCUGGUACCAUGGCAUCAUGGGACUGCUGCACCCACAGCCAAUCGAGUCUCUGCUUUGGGCUUACUGUAUCUUGGCAGGAUCUCUGGUUUCAGAAGGAGCAACACUGCUAGUGGCCAUCAAUGAGAUCAAAAAGAGUGCUGGCCAGCAAGGAGUGUCCUUCUACGAAUAUGUGAUGCAGAGCCGAGACCCCAGUACUAACGUGGUGCUGCUGGAAGACUCUGCUGCCGUGCUGGGAGUGAUCAUUGCCUCAAGCUGCAUGGGGCUCACCUCACUCACAGGUAACCCGCUGUACGACAGCCUGGGCUCUUUGGGUAUAGGAACCCUCCUGGGCGCCGUGUCCGCCUUCCUCAUCUACACCAAUACUGAGGCCCUGCUGGGACGCUCCAUCCAGGCCGAGCACGUCCAGAAGCUCACUGAGUUCCUGGAGAACGACCCUGCCGUCAGGGCGAUCCACGAUGUGAAGGCCACAGACCUGGGGCUGAGUAAAGUGCGCUUCAAGGCGGAGGUGGACUUUGACGGGCGGGUGGUGACCCGGUCCUACCUGGAGAAGCAGGACAUCGAGCAGAUCCUCCACGACAUCCAGCAGGUGAAGACCACUGAUGAGCUGGAGAACUUCAUGCUGAAGCACGGCGAGAACAUCAUUGACACCCUUGGGGCCGAGGUGGACCGCCUGGAGAAAGAGCUCAAGCAACGCAACCCAGAGGUACGGCACGUCGACCUGGAGAUUCUAUAACACUACGGAUCUACGCAGGGAAAGUCGUGCGACUGCAAGAAGGAACUCGAGAAAGGGGUUGGAGGAGAGCCAAGCCGACCUCUGCACUCUGCCUCCCACUGUCUCCCAUCCUCUCCAACCAACUCAUCAGAACAAGUCUUACUGUAGAAUAGUCCUUUUUGGUAUUUUAUUAGGAUCCCUAUUAGCUGUUGCGAAUACAGAACAUUAAUAGACAAGAACAGCUCAAGGACAGAACUGCAUAACCGACAGACACGUGCUGGGACAGUGAUUUAAUUUCCAUGUUGAUUUAACCAUGCCGUUACCAAUGUUACAAGUGGUUUGACCAGAAACAGAUUAGAGACCGAGGUACACCUGGUGUGACCGUGAUAGACUGGGCUCAAAGCACGGAAGUUCUGAAAUUGGACACUUAUACAGUGGCUGUACAGUUAACUUUUGAAUAUAGUUCUCAUGUGUUGACUUUUGUUCAUGUUUCCACAAGAAGGGGAAAAAAACAAGUAAGUUGAAAAAUAAUGUCUUUGGACUAUUCAAACUGACCAGUAUCAAUAAGCAGUUAUAUACUGAACAAAAAUAUAAACGCAGCAUGCAACAAUUUCAACGGUUUUACUGAGUUACAGUUCAUACAAGGA